AUGCAACCGGCUGGUUCUUCGACUCCCCUGGAAAGCCUUAAGGACAAACUUGAUGCCGGAAGACGUUAUCGCUUCCUUUUCCUCGGGACUCAACACAUUUAUAAAGUGAUUCACCAUUUAAAGUACAAACGUCACCCGAACAAGAAAUUAUCUGAUUCUAAUGAUUAUGCAUUCAAAAUUCCUUGUCAUUCACAAGCUGGUACUAACAGCUUAAUUCACAAUCGGUUAUUACCUAAUUUACAAAACACUUUAACAGUUCACCCUACUCAACCUCCAGUGGAAUCAUUACCUCCAGUGGUUACUUCCAUCCCAAAUAUUUAUCACCUUCGGAAAUAG
Molecule: messenger RNA, 336 nt
Organism: Rhizophagus irregularis DAOM 181602=DAOM 197198
Lineage: Eukaryota; Fungi; Glomeromycota; Glomeromycetes; Glomerales; Glomeraceae
Source: RefSeq, a predicted model, not a curated record